Messenger RNA from Seminavis robusta, 435 nucleotides. NCBI's taxonomy places the organism in Eukaryota, Bacillariophyta, Bacillariophyceae, Naviculales, Naviculaceae. The record is from the annotation of a GenBank genome assembly.
AUGAUGAACAAGGCAGCAACACUCCUGUCGACUGUGCUGUUACUAGGGUCGGCUCAGGCAAAUUUACUGCCAGGAGGGCCCACCGAUCCGGAACCCACCGAUCCUUGUGAGCCAAAAUGCUGCUUGCAGCCACGACGAAAAGAGCUUGAGGCCGGUGAGCUCUUUGUCAAGGAAGCCCACGAACGUGCUUUGGAGGAGGAGGACGCUCCUCUCAUGUGCGGUGACGAACCGGCUGGAUAUUCCUGCUUUUCCGAAUAUGAGUUUUGUGAGGGAUCAUGUGGGGUUGACUAUGCUGAUUAUUGCGGCAAUUUUGGAGGACUCGUGUGCUAUCCUAAUUGCCCCACCGAUCCUCCACCAACGGACCCUGAACCAACCGAUGGUGGAUGCUGUGGAGAUCCUCAUUUCAAGGUAAGUCAAGAGCUGAGCUCACUUUGA